ACGGGCGAGGGAGGGGAUAUAAUUCGCGAAUAUCUCUCGUUAUUAAAUACACAUGUCGAAGAAGCGGAGUUGACGUUAACCGGGCGUUCGGGCGAUUCGUCUCGCGCGAAUUGACAUUUGACAAGUUGCGCGCGCGCGUUAAAUCUCGUGUGUAUUUCGGCCUCCCCCUCCACCUCUUAUCUUGUCUCUCUCUCUCUCUCUCUCCCUCUCUCUCUUUCCCGACCUGGCCAAGACGUACCGUUACUCACGCGUCUCUCCUACUAUCCAUUGAUGCGUCCACCGUCGAGUGACUCGUGCGUGCUCCUCUACGUGAAUCUCGCAUCGCGCGCGUGCAAGGACGCGCGUCUCCGUCGUCGUCGUCAUCGUCAUCAUCAUCUCCGCGGAGUCAGAGGGACCGGGGACGAGGCCGCGUAUCCCGCAGGACCGUCGCGCUGGAAGGUUAGGAUUCGCGCAAAUGAAGGACAUUAGAUGAGGAAGUUUGCGAGACCGCUCGAAUUGCAGACUCGCCAGGAUGGUGGGUAGCAUGCCCAGCGGAUGGAUGAGGAGAGUCCUCCUCUUUCUCGUCCUGAUGACCGGAGUCCUGCUGAUCGCCAUGUACGCACAUGCUCCGCCGCUCGCAUCGCUCCAACCGUUCGCAACUCGUCGAAGAUUAGAGGACUUGCAACGCGGCUUGAUUAAUUACCUGGUGGGUAAUGAAACCACGAUCGGACCCGAGGAACGGCUUUACGAGUAUCUGGAAGAGCCUAGGACGUUUCAAAGCCCCUGGUCCUGGGCCUGUGUGGCAAAUCGAUGCGAGAGGCGAGCUGUAAGAUCCUCGAGGACGUCUUUGGCAACCUGCACUGCGCAUUGCGGAGGAAACACUCGCCUGUUGUGGCCCAGGCCGACUGAGAGUGUCGUUUUCGGCGAUGACAGUGUCAUUCUGCAUCUUCAGCAAAUUGAAUUCGUCACUGUUAAUACGAGUGACCAGGAAACGAAGGACCUGCUGGAGCAUGCAAAGGAUGUUUUCAUCGGAAACAUCAGAAGUCUGCUCAAAGUGUUGAACGCCAAAAGUCGAUCCGGCAUCGACUCAUUCAUCAUAUACCUGAGCGCCGGCAACGCGCGAGGCACCACUCUGUCUCUGGACACCGAUGAGUCGUACAAGCUGGAGCUCGUGUCAAAAGGGAAGAUCUUGGAGGCCAGGAUCACGGGAAAAAGUUAUUUCGGGGUGCGACAUGGCCUCGAGACCCUCAGCCAAUUGUUCUGGUGGGACGAGGCCGCUGGCAAGCAGGGUGCUCUUCGCGUUCUCACGCGAGCCUCCGUCGAGGACAAACCCGCGUUCCCUUAUCGCGGCCUCCUGGUCGACACCGGCAGACAAUUCUUCCCCGUCGAGGAGCUGAAGAGGGUGAUCGACGGCAUGGCGGCUACGAAGCUCAAUACUUUUCACUGGCAUCUUACCGAUUCGCAAAGCUUUCCCUUCGACUCGGCCCAAUUCCCGGAGAUGGCGAGAUGGGGCGCUUACAGCGGUGAUCACAUUUACACCCCCGACGACGUGAAGGAUCUGGCCGAUUACGCGAAGGUGCGCGGCGUCAGAAUCGUCGUCGAGAUCGAUUCCCCGGCUCAUGCCGGCGCAGGAUGGCAGUGGGGUGCGGAACAUGGUUUCGGCGAGUUGGCGUUAUGCGUGGACCAGCAGCCGUGGUCGUCAUAUUGUGGUGAGCCGAACUGCGGCCAGUUGAAUCCUAUAAACGAGCACUCGUAUCGGAUCCUCGAGGGUCUGUACCGGGAGCUAUUGGACCUCACAGAGAUUCGCGACGUAGUGCACCUCGGUGGCGACGAGGUGAAUCUCGAAUGUUGGGCGCAAUACGGCAAUAUCACUCUGGCGAUGCAGGCGCAAAACAUGACGGAUCAUCACGCUCUUUGGGCGGAAUUCGAGACGAAAAUGCUGCAGCGACUGAUCCGGGCGAAUCGCAAUAAGGUGCCGAAGGCGGUGAUCCUCUGGAGCUCGCCGUUGACCAAGAGGCCGUACAUCAUGAUGUACUUCGAUCCGAAGAUCCACGUCAUUCAAUCCUGGGGCGGCAGCAACUGGCCGGAAACGCCGGACCUACUGGAGGACGGCUUCCGCGUAAUCCUGUCGCACGUGGACGCUUGGUAUCUGGAUUGCGGCUUCGGCAGGUGGCGAGAGAGCGGCGAGGCCGCAUGCGGCGAAUAUCGUACCUGGCAAACGGUCUACAAUCACCGACCCUGGAGAGACUAUCCGCCCCAGCAACUGCCUCUGGUGCUCGGCGGGGAGGCAGCGAUUUGGAACGAGCAAACCGGACAAUCAUCCCUGGGACCUCGACUAUGGCCCAGGGCGUCAGCGUUCGCUGAACGAUUAUGGAGUGACUUGCCGACAAACAGUUACUCCACGGACGAGAACGUUUACACCAGAUUGGCGACGCACAUCGAAGUUCUGAAUAGCAGAGGCAUCAAGACGGAAUCCAUGUGGCCGUACUGGUGUUCCCAGAAUCCCGGCAAAUGUCUCUGACCUCUGAUCGUUAGAGAUUCGCGAACUAUCGAUCAGUCGUCCCACGAGUGCUGUACUUGUAGCGCUGAUAAUAAUCGUAUGAAAACGGGACAUGAUAAGAAACGGCGACCGCAAGCCUUGUCGAAAUCAAUUUCGUCCGACGCGCAUUUACAUCGCGUAUUCGUAAUUCACGGGAUUUCUCGAUAAGGUCGGCCGCACCGACUAACUUGACAAUCGUUCCUGCUCGAUAAAUCAUCCGAUGGUGAUUUUUAUCAUUCACGGCAAAUGCCGAAAAAAUGUUUGCCUAGCGUUCAACAAACAAUAUCGAUAUAGCGAAUAAUAAUGGUUCGAGAAACUAUCAUUUAUGCUCUCUCUACGUGUACAAUAUGUGCAGACACGCUGAAAUUGAGAUUAUGCAAGCAACAACAAAUAAGUUGCGAGUUUUAAUCAACAUGUAUUGACUUUUGAAAACGUGAUUUCAUAACAUAGGACUAUUGAACUUCUUUUGUAAAGUGCUUCAGCGAGCUUAGUUUUAUAAGCGUCUACUUAAGAAGUCGAAUCGUAGUCAAGAAAUAAGGUAAAAGUUGUUUGGAUGAAAUGCUUUCGCGAUUAUUGAUUAUUAUGGUCGAAGAUCGAAUUGUGCAAUGAAGAUAAAUAUUGCAGAUCUUUUAAUUUCUUUAUAUAAACAAUAUUUCGUUACUUUUUUUAAAUUUUAC
Nylanderia fulva is the source of this 3195-nucleotide messenger RNA. RefSeq names its product fused lobes (gene fdl). NCBI's taxonomy places the organism in Eukaryota, Metazoa, Arthropoda, Insecta, Hymenoptera, Formicidae. Gene Ontology annotation, molecular function: beta-N-acetylglucosaminidase activity. The record is from RefSeq and is a predicted model, not a curated record. Gene Ontology annotation, biological process: protein deglycosylation; carbohydrate metabolic process; glycosaminoglycan metabolic process. Gene Ontology annotation, cellular component: plasma membrane.